UUCGGCUCUUUUCGUUCAUCUUCGUAACUGUUCGGAAACUUUAUCCAGUAGAGGGGCUGGACUCACGUUUUCCAGAGCGCCUGUAACUAAUCCAGUUCAUUCCACCGAUCUGUUCACCUGAACGCCUGACGAAUGGUCACAAACGCGCAGACUUUGUUUUUAUUUUAAAACACUCCAAAAUACUUCUGAGGAAUGUGGCGGAUCUGAGCAAACAACCAUACGUGCACUUUGUGUUAUUGCGAAGCGAGUAACAAUAUCUCAAAACAUUUGAAAAAGAAACCAUGGCAACGGGCGGAUUUAAAUCCAACAGCUCGACGGACUUUCUGGAGGAAUGGAAAGCGAAGCGCGAGAAGAUGAGGGCGAAGAUGCUCGGGGACAUCGCCGCCGCCACCGGCGUCUGCACGUCAGUCGCGAGCUCCGCCAAAAACACCGAGUUAAACAAUAACGGCAGCUCGGCAAACUGUGUCUCCUCCUCGUCCUCCUAUCCCGUAGCCCGGACCUCCUCUCUGAGGCGGCUGGAGGACGAGCCGAAGACACCCGAGUCGCCCGGGGGAAACUUGAAGAAGACGCCGGAGAAAGUGAGCGCCGUCCCGUACACGGAGAGUUCGAGCCCCGCCGGUGUGGAUGACAGUGAUAAAGAGAGUCCCACUCACAGCAAGAGCAAAGAGAAGAAGAGCUCAGGACCCAGUGCCAGAAAGGGCAAAGGACAGAUAGAGAAGAGGAAGUUAAGAGAGAAGAGGAGGUCAACAGGUGUAGUCAGCAUACCGUCCAAUGAGAGCUUGGAUGAGCUUGAUGAUGAUGAUGGUGGUGAGGAGAAGGAGAUAAAGACAGACGAAACUCUUACACAGCACAACACAGUCCAGAAUGAAGCAGUGACCCCUGAUCCCGGAGCAGGCCACUCAAUACAGGACACUCCGAGAUCCAGAUCUCUUAAAAGUGAUGAGGACGGAGGAGGAAAUAGACAUCGUCAGCGACAUGGAAGGGAAGUUAGUGCUGGCAUCCCUGUAGCACUGGAGAGGAGGAUAGAGGAUCUAGAAAGGGAGCUAGCCUUGGAGAGACAGGAGAACGCUCGCAUAUUGAAAGCCUAUCAGGACAAGGACGACCUGAUCGUUAAGCUGAAAGAGGAGAUCGACCUGCUAAACAGGGAUCUGGAUGACAUUGAAGAUGAGAACGAGCAGCUGAAACAGGAGAAUAAGACCUUGCUCAAAGUGGUUGGUCAACUCACAAGGUAGAGCCAAGUGACCUAAAUAUCACUUAUGGAGUCUAAAGGUCUUGCUGUCGCACCCUGACAGGUUUAGCUGAAGAACACGACAGCCUUACAGCUCCAUCCUUUAUGCUAUCUGCUCUGUUUGUCCAUGUUGUUGUUGCUCUCUGGAAGAGGAUCUUUGUGUGUUGUCGUGAGGCUUCAAGAAUCUGGAGAACCGCAAGAUCUCAGCCACACGACAGUGUUACUUGAGGCCUACUCCUUUUAUUAAGGGUUAUAAUGAGGAAGUAAUAUUCUAUUUAAUGUAAAUGUGCAUGUACAAAGGCUAUGCUGACUGUUGUUUUAAGGCUUGCAAAAAAGCAGCAUAAUAGACAAAAUGCAAUUGAAUGUACGCGGUGCGGCACCAAAUUAAGAGGAGUUUUGUUCAUGUUUUUCUUCUAGCUUCAAGGGUUUUGACAUUCAAAUUGCAAUCAUUUUACCAACUUGGCAACAUGAACCUCUUUGGCAUAUAAUGCAGGUUAAACGUCUCAUAAUGUUUUGUCACAUGUUUCCAAAGGAUUGCUUUCAUGACAAAAGAAAAAUUAAAUUUUAUCCCAUCCGGAAUCUUUCGUAGUCAUAUGAGCCUUAGUUUUUUCCAAGAGAAUGACACAAUGAUUAAGUCUCCAGCUUGAAGCUUGUAAGCUGUGUUGUUUAUAGUGAUUAUUAUCAUUGAUUUAUCAUCUGAUUUUUACAUUUGACACAAUUCACAUUUUUACAAGUUGUUUUGUGGUAUCAAUAGGUGUUGCUACACAUUAUGCACUCAUUAAUAUUAAUAGAUUAGGCUACGGCAGCACAUUUUUAAUUAACCAAACCAAAUGGCGGAGAUGUCAUUUAAAUGUGUUCAUAUCCAAUAAAGACAGCAAUGUGACAUUUCUGUAAAUUGCAAAUGUUUGGUCACCACUUUGGGGUUCAUAUCUACACUGAUGCUAACCAGUGCUUAUUACAUGUAUUCUAUAAAGUAUUUGGAGGGUGUAAAUUGUUUUUAGACCGUAUCGAGGGGGGAUAUUUCUGUGUCCCAUCGCUUUGCUUAAUGCAUGAACACAAGAUUGAAUUAAAGUUUGAAUAAAAAUCUCUCAUGA
Xyrauchen texanus (razorback sucker) is the source of this 2322-nucleotide messenger RNA. RefSeq names its product PRKC, apoptosis, WT1, regulator (gene pawr). Gene Ontology annotation, cellular component: cytoplasm. Gene Ontology annotation, biological process: apoptotic process; positive regulation of apoptotic process. Bases 282 to 1232 code for a protein of 316 amino acids. The transcript is spliced from 7 exons. Lineage: Eukaryota; Metazoa; Chordata; Actinopteri; Cypriniformes; Catostomidae. The record is from RefSeq and is a predicted model, not a curated record.